AUGGCCUUCGGGGCUCAUAUAGGGAGAGACGGUCCCGCAGCAAUUGUCGACCAGCCAGAUUUCACAGCCCUGUGGAAGUCCGUGAUGAAGAAAGAUUCACUCGCCCUGCAACAUCUUCUGUCCUACCACCCUCAGAUCCCAGCAUUUGCCCCUUUCCCCUCCUUGUAGUUCUUCGUGGUGUGCCAGAGCUUACUGCAGUUCACACAGCUGAUGAUCUCCGGCUACAUGAAAGGCUCCAUCUCAAGCGUCGAGAAGCGCUUUGGGUUCUCCAGCCAGACGUCCGGACUGGUGGCCUCCUUCAACGAGGUGGGGAACACGCUGCUGAUCGUCUUCGUGAGCUAUUUUGGGAGCCGAGUCCACAGGCCCCGGGUGAUCGGCUGCGGGGCCAUGCUGGUCUCCGUCGCGGCCUUCAUCAUCGCCCUUCCUCAGUUCGUCCUGGGAAUCUACGAGUUCGAUCGCUCCAUUUCGGAAAAAUCCAACCUUACAGAUGUCUGCCUCCCCGACCAGCCAAGCGGGUCUAAGUCCGAGCAGUGCACUGUGCUGGAAGCGAACGAAAGCCAGGUGGCUCUCUUCCUCCUGUUGCUCGGGCAGGCUCUGCUGGGCAUCGGCACCGUUCCCAUCCAGCCCUUCGGCAUCUCCUACAUCGACGAUUUCGCCAGCAGAAGGAACUCCCCCCUCUAUGUGGGAAUCGUCUUCGCAGCAACCACCGUUGGGCCUACGGUAGCGUUCCUUCUGAUGUCGUUCAUGUUAAACAUCUACGUCGACGCCGGCAAAGUCUCCAUAGUGGAAAUUCAGCUCACCGCCAAAGAUCCCCGAUGGGUCGGCGCUUGGUGGCUGGGGUUCCUCUUUGCGUCUGCUCUGGCCGCCAUCUCAGCGAUACCUUAUUUCUUCUUCCCGAGAGAGCUGCCAAAAGAGAAAGAAAGUCCACUGGAGGUGACUGCAGAAGAAUACAAGAAGGACCUGCUAGAUGAGCCUCAAGUGAAACCUGAAGAUCUCACUCUGUGGGAAUUCAUGAAAAUGUUUCCAAAGGUCCUGAUCAGAAAUUUCAAGAACCCCUUUUUCGUCAUGGUGAUCUUGACCAUGGUCAAUUUUUCCGCCAUGAUUGCCGGACUCGCUACCUUCCUGGCCAAAUUCUUGGAGGCGCAGUUUUCUCUCACGGCAUCGGACGCCAACAUGAUCAUAGGUUCCACCACCCUCCCCAUGGUCACCCUGGGAAUCCUGCUUGGUGGCGUCAUCAUAAAGAAGUUCCACUUGACCUUGCAGCAGAGCAGCCUCCUGUGCGUCGGCAGCAUGAGCCUUUGCCUCUUCUUCAGCUUCCCCCUCCUCUUCCUGGGCUGCCCGACCCACCCGGUGGCAGGCCUCGACUCUUCCGGAAGGUAGGUGAGCUCUGGGCCAUGCAUCUUCGUCUUCGACUGCAACAGAAGAUGCAACUGCUCUUCCAAUGCCUUCAAUCCUAUCUGUGGCCAGAAUAAGAUUGAAUACAUCUCCCCUUGUUACGCCGGCUGCUCGUCUCUGCAUUCUGAAGAAGGGGCUAAGGUAGUCUCGAAUUACACCACAUGUAGCUGCAUCGACGUCAACGGGGCCUCGGGGUCUGCCGUCCCGGGGCACUGCAGCAGGAAGUGCUCCCCUUACCUGAUGCCUUUUGUGAUGCUCUGCUGCCUAGCUGGAUUCUUGGCAAGCCUCACCCACACGCCGACCUUCAUGCUCAUCCUCAGGAACGUCGAGGCCGAAGACAAGUCUUUUGCCAUCGGGAUCAAGUUCCUUUUGCUAAGAGUUUGUGCCUGGCUGCCGGCCCCGGUGCUCUACGGCACCAUCAUUGACUCCACCUGCCUCCUGUGGGAGCAGAAAUGCCAGCGGAAAGCAGCCUGCAGGUACUACAACAACACUACCCUCCGGCACAGCUUCAUCGGCAUUCAACUCGGGUUCGAAGUCUGCUGUUUUCUCUGCUUGGUGGUCGUCUACUUCCUGUACCGGAAGGAGAACAAGUCCCAGGAAGAGCCGAAGGAAGAAACCCACCUGGACGAAGUACCAGAGCAAAGGCCAGAAGCGCCGCAAGCCCAAGAAACAGAAACGAGAGAAGCAACCGGCUGAUUCACACAGUGGGAUUCCCGGUUUCGCUGAGCAGAGGGGCUGCGCUCUGUCUGCGUGUGAUCCUUGAACUGCACAAGGAAGGGAAGCGGCGAACGCUGAGGGGCAGAUGCCUCUUUCCUCUGCCCAUCACUGCACUGGCGCUUUCCCUUCUUUUUUUUUCUUUUGUACGCACGCUCGGGAGUUAGUUACCCAGCUGCAGCUGGCGGAAAGCUUGGUAAAACUGUGAUAAGUCAAUAAAUACUCCAUCUAC
Heteronotia binoei (common prickly gecko) is the source of this 2341-nucleotide messenger RNA. Its product is annotated as solute carrier organic anion transporter family member 2B1-like. Gene Ontology annotation, cellular component: membrane. The transcript has 15 exons. NCBI's taxonomy places the organism in Eukaryota, Metazoa, Chordata, Lepidosauria, Squamata, Gekkonidae. Gene Ontology annotation, molecular function: bile acid transmembrane transporter activity; protein binding. The record is from RefSeq and is a predicted model, not a curated record. Gene Ontology annotation, biological process: bile acid and bile salt transport; transmembrane transport; sodium-independent organic anion transport.